CACAAAUGAAAGUGUAAACAAAUAAAUAUCAGAAAAAGACAAUGAGAAACGGGCAAAAAAUAAAAAAAUAACAACUUUUGCAGAGGAGGAGGAGAAUCAGCUAAAUUUGGGUGGUGAUCUUUUGUAAAACACCAAAAUAAAUCUUUGAUAUUUGGGUUAUUUCUGGUUAUCUUCGCUCUACUCAGAUGACUUUACAUAUCUGCAGUUGUGCUUCUUGGUGCAAUUGAACUAUCAGUUGCUACGUUGCAAAUCAGUUAUAGGAGGGUAUUUCUGGUGGAAAGCUUCAAUUUCGAAGAAUUUCAUAAGUUGUAUCGUGGUUUUCCAAGGGGUUUAUCUUUGUUUUCACAGUAUUGAGGAUAAUUAAUGUGAGACAUCAUUUUGGUGUUUCAAAUAACAAGUUUUUUCGUGACAAGGUGUGAUGGAAAUAUCAUUGUUGAAAGCACUUCUCAAUAACAUCUCAUGUUUUUUGUGUUUAUCAUCCAUUGACAACUUAAGCUUGGACCUGGUUCAGAAGUAUUGGCAGAAGGCAGAAGAGAUAUUGAAGCUGUUGAAGCCAAUACUUGAUGCCAUUGUUGACUCCGAAAUAGCUUCUGAUGAAGUGCUUAAUAAGGCAUUUCAUGAAUUGGGCCAAUCUGUUGAUGAAUUGAGGGAUCUCUUUGAAAACUGGCAACCAUUGUCAAGUAAAGUUUAUUUUGUUCUGCAAAAUGAAUCAUUAAUAUUGAAGAUUCGGACUUUGGGUCUGGAUUUUUUUCAGCUGUUGAAGUCUUCCCAUGAACAUCUCCCUGAUGAAUUAAGUUCAUCAUCUCUUGAGUACUGCUCACAAAAAAUUAAGCAAAUGGGAUAUGAACAAAUAUCAUCUAUUGUUAGGGAAGCUAUAAGGGACCAGGUGGAGAGUGAUGGAUCCAGCUCAGAGAUCCUGGUGAAAAUUGCAGAGGGCUUAAGCUUGAGGUCCAAUCAGGAGAUUCUCAUUGAAGCAGUGGCCCUUGAGAAGUUGAAGGAGAAUGCUGAACAAGCUGAAAACACCAGGGAGGCUGAGUUAUUUGAUCAAAUGAUUUUUCUUGUCACUCGCAUGCAUGAUCAUCUUGUUCUGAUAAAACAGUCUCAGACCAAUAGCCCAGUCCCAAUACCUGCUGAUUUUUGCUGUCCUCUCUCUCUUGAGUUGAUGACUGAUCCGGUGAUUGUGGCAUCAGGGCAAACCUAUGAGCGAGCAUUCAUUAAAAACUGGAUUGAACUUGGGCUUACUGUGUGUCCUAAGACACGGCAGACUCUGGCUCACACCAAUCUGAUACCUAAUUACACUGUAAAGGCACUCAUUGCAAAUUGGUGUGAGUCUAACAAUGUGAAGCUGCCUGAUCCUGUGAAGUCAGUCAGCUUCAAUCAAUCCUUACCACUUCUUGUACAUGCUGAGUCUGGUGGCAUGCCCAGGGAUUCACAUGUUUUUCCUCAAUCCAGGGGCAACCAGCUGAUGUCACCUGAGUCAACUCGAUCUACUGGUUCUCCUGGCCGGAAUCGGAUCUCUUGUGGUGGGAUUCAUCGAGAGGAAACUUCUCCACUUCAUCCUCGUUCUACCUCUGAGGGUUCCUUAUCAGGUAUAGUAGGAAAUGAACAGGGUUUGGAUGUGAUGAGAAUAUCACUAACAAGUUCUGAGGAAAGGUCUGCUAGCUUGGAAGAAAGGAGCAUAGAUUCAGUGGUCCACCAUGCUGUAUCACCAUCUAGGAAGGAAGUUUCAAAUGCAGCCAGAGCUGAUGAACCAAUAACUCAGAGCCACAGUAGAAAUUCCUCAGCCUCCAGUGCAAUUGCUAAUGCAAAUUUUUCUCAAGGAGCACAUGGAGAUGCUAAUGAUUCUUCAGAGAUGUCAAACCAUAUUACUUCCUAUAGCAGUGAUAAUUCAGGGGAGGUAAAAGCAGAGCCACAGGCUUCUACUACCUUGAACACCCCUCACAGAGAACCUGAGUUCCCACCCCGUUUGGUUGAGACACGGUCUCGAAGCCAAACAAUCUGGCGGCGGCCUGCAGAUAGGCUUGUUCCAAGGAUAGUUUCUUCUCCUGCUAUUGAAACAAGAGCUGAUCUUUCUGGUGUUGAAACCAAAGUUCGGAAGCUGGUUGAGGACUUGAAGAGUGAUUCAGUUGAUACUCAAAAAGAGGCAACAUCUGAGAUCAGGCUACUUGCCAAACACAACAUGGACAAUAGGAUUGUUAUAGCAAGUUGUGGGGCCAUUAACUUGUUGGUUAACUUGCUUCGAUCAACUGACACAAGCAUUCAGGAAAAUGCUGUCACAGCACUCCUUAACUUGUCAAUUAAUGAUAACAACAAGACAGCAAUUGCGAAUGCGGAUGCUAUUGAACCUCUGAUUCAUGUCCUAGAAACAGGAAGUCCGGAGGCCAAGGAGAAUUCAGCUGCCACUCUCUUUAGCCUCUCUGUGAUUGAAGAUAACAAGGUCAGAAUAGGACGGUCUGGGGCUAUUGGACCUCUGGUUGAUUUAUUGGGGAAUGGAACUCCCAGGGGAAAGAAGGAUGCAGCCACAGCUUUGUUUAAUUUGUCAAUAUUUCAUGAAAACAAAGCCCGGAUUGUGCAAGCUGGUGCUGUUAAGCACCUUGUAGAGUUGAUGGACCCAGCGGCCGGGAUGGUUGACAAGGCAGUUGCUGUCUUGGCUAAUCUUGCAACUAUUCCUGAGGGAAGGACUGCAAUUGGUCAGGAGGGUGGGAUCCCUGUUCUGGUUGAGGUUGUUGAGUUGGGUUCUGCAAGAGGUAAGGAAAAUGCAGCUGCUGCUCUUUUGCAGCUUUGCACGAACAGUAGUAGGUUUUGCAACAUGGUGCUUCAAGAAGGUGCUGUACCGCCGUUAGUGGCUUUGUCACAGUCUGGCACUCCAAGGGCUAAAGAAAAGGCUCAGGCAUUACUUCAGUACUUCAGAAACCAACGACAUGGUAAUGCUAGGGGCUGAUUUAUUUCAGACCAACCAAUCAGCGCCAUCUGAGGUUUUGAUUCAAGUUCUAUACAUAGUGUGUACAUUUGAUGUUGCAAAUAAUGCAUAUUGAGGUUUUGCUGCUUGGAUUUUACUUGUAGAGGAAAAAUUACUUACAGAGAACAUGAUUGAUUCCUCUGUGUAAAACCUUUUUACAAGUGAAUGUGGGAGGAAAAUACAUCUGUUUAGUUUUAUUGUUUCA
Hevea brasiliensis (rubber tree) is the source of this 3164-nucleotide messenger RNA. Its product is annotated as U-box domain-containing protein 4. NCBI's taxonomy places the organism in Eukaryota, Viridiplantae, Streptophyta, Magnoliopsida, Malpighiales, Euphorbiaceae. The coding region runs from base 419 to 2941 and encodes 840 amino acids. Gene Ontology annotation, molecular function: ubiquitin-protein transferase activity; protein binding. Gene Ontology annotation, cellular component: cytoplasm; nucleus. The record is from RefSeq and is a predicted model, not a curated record. Gene Ontology annotation, biological process: protein ubiquitination. The transcript has 7 exons.